Molecule: messenger RNA, 3988 nt
Organism: Pelodiscus sinensis (Chinese soft-shelled turtle)
Lineage: Eukaryota; Metazoa; Chordata; Testudines; Trionychidae
Gene: CCDC125
Product: coiled-coil domain containing 125
Biological process (GO): negative regulation of cell motility; negative regulation of Rho protein signal transduction
Cellular component (GO): cytoplasm
Source: RefSeq, a predicted model, not a curated record
GCUGAAGCAAUUGCAUGUACCUCAUGUACAAUAGAAUUCUGAAGGAGACACUGUUCACGUUGCCAAUGAGUGAGAUGUUCACAUUACAAAGCAAGCAGGAGGAGAAAGACUCAGAAGACGAAGAGGAUGACAUGACUUGUGGAGACUUGGGAAAUGGACUUGGUAAAAGACCUGGUGGUGUCUAUGAAAUGGAAGGUUUAAAUGUGCACACACACAGAUCUAGGAAAGGAUCUGAUAAGAUCUUCAAUAUGCUUUUGCAAAAGAAAGGGGAAGAAAAUGAUGCUGCAAUUUUUCACUGUUUAAACUGCAGUGGUUUCUAUGAUGUAUCAUCCAAAAAGCUUGGAAUAAGUGGUGUUACUAGAUGCAGCCGACAAAAUAGUUCUGAGUCUAAUUCUGAAGUGUCAAAUGAAGAAUUAAGGCAGCAACUUCAAGAGGCUAUAGAGAAGGUAGAGAUUUUAAAAGUAGAGCUUGAAGCAUCACAGAGACAACUUGAAGGAAAAGAAGAAGCACUCAAAAUUCUGCAAAACAUGACAGUGUUUAAUAAAGCCACUAGUCAUACAAAAGCAAUGCUUCAAAAAACUGAGGAACAAAAGAGAGCUUUAGAAAAGGAAAUAAAUACUUUGCAAUGGGAAAUUGAAUUUGAUCAGGAAAGAUUUAAAAACAAAGAAGAGACAUGGGCAGAAAAAUGUGACAGGAUAUAUUGUGAAAAUGCAGCCCUUAAGGAAACAUUGAAACUCAGGACAGAUGAGGUCAGAACUCUUAAAUCUGAAAAUGCAAUUUUGAAUCAACAGCGCUUGGAGUUUCUUGCAAUGCUUGAUGUAAAACAACAGAAGAUUAUUCAGGAAAAUAUGUCCAUUAAUAAAAGUGGCUUUACAGAAAUCACAGGUCUUGAACUGGCAGUUCUUGGAGCCUGCACCUGUAAUGCUCCUGGAGGAGAGCCCUGUUCCUGUGCUAAAAUGUCAGCUGCAACACGAAAGCAGCUUCUUCAGCUCAGACAAGAGUGUGAUGCUCUGAAGAAGAGUAAAGAAGAAGCAUAUAUAAUGGCAGAUGCCUUCAGAAUUGCAUUUGAGCAGCAGUUAAUGCAGAGAAAGGACCAGGCUUUGCGGCUCACGCAAGUGAAUAAGAUCUGUAAAAAAGAAACAAAACUUAUAAACUGGAAACGCCUCAGAGAGAACGGACUUGGUAUGGUGCAAGGGAACAAGAAAAAUCUGGGUCAAAAGUUGACGGGUAUGCUUAUCUCUGAUACUGACUGUAGGAAAAUGGAAGACUUGGAUAAUCCUCAUGAAAUCCUUAGGAUGCUAAUAGAUUUGCUGAAUGAUAAAGAAGAGGCUUUGGCUCAUCAAAGAAAGGUUAGUUAUAUGCUAGCUCGUGCAUUGGAAGAAAAAGAAGAUGCAUCAAUGCACAGUAAAGAAAACAGUUUUUCAGGAGAGGGCAUUACUCUGAAGAACCAUCUGGAUACGGCUUCAGAAUCUCACAAAUCAAAUGAUCUUGCAUAUUUGUGUUCUCAGAACAACACUUGCUCAAUUCUCAACACAAAAAUACAUCAAAAUUCUACAAGAGCACUUCAAAAGUCACAUUCCUGGCCAUCCAGGAAUUGUGAAGAAAAUUAUAUGCAAAGGGUAGAUGAAACCACAGAUAUGAACUGUGCAUAUCAAGAGCACUUAGAAGAAAAAAAACUUUGUGAUAGUGCCAAAGUACAAGGAAGCCUUGCAGAGGAUGUCAGAGACGGCACUAAAUUUAAAUUUUAAUUCUGGAAUAAAAUUCCAGGAAAUAUGUUCUAUGAACUACUUUUCUAAGAAACAUAUUUUAAUACUUAGGUUAAAAAGUAGUAAGUUAGUAUCUUGUUAGCAUAGGUGUGGGGAAUCUUUUUUGGGUCAGAAGCCACUGACCCACAGAAAAUCAGUUGGCGGCCACACAAAAGUGAGGAGCAAAAAAACCCCCAAAAACAAAACCCCUCACUGAUGGGCUUGGGUGUGGAGUUGGGGAGUGAGGAAGGGAUGGGUGGGAAAUAGGAUGCAGUAGCGGCCUGGGAAUGGGGGGGUCUGGGCGGGAGGAGUGGUGCAGAGUCUAGACAAUGUGGAGGCACUUACCUGGCGCAGCUCCCUAAGGACACACAUGGCUCCAUGUCCCCUGCUGCCCCCAAACACUGCCCCCUGCUGUUCCUAUUGGUCGCAAUUAUGACCAAACAAAGUGGCAUGGGAAAAGCCGCCAGGCAGCACUUUGCUGCCCUGCUAUUUCCCCAGCCGGCGAGAUGGGGAGUGGCAGUGCAUGGAGCCACUUCUUCCCCCCACCAGUCAGAGCCUUUGGGUUGGGUCCAGCCAUGGCUUGCCUGACUCCGGUCCUGUGAAGCUCAGGGCUACCCUUUUCCCCCCACCCCUGCGGUAGGGAGUCCUUGCUGGUGCUCCAGCCCCAUGCAGGGGGAGGGGAAGGUGCAGGACUGGAGCACUAGUUCAGGAUCUCUGAUGCUGGGGGGUAAAGCCAAAUCCAGGCAAGCCAGGGGCUGUAUCCAGUCCCAGGGCCUUACGUUCCCCACUCCUGUCCUGUUAGACUUUGUAGGCUAUCUGUGGGUUUUCAGUGUGCUUGCAACUAAGAAAAAAAAAUCAGCCAAAAGUUUUUGAAUUAAUGAAGGAGGCUUGUUUUCGCUGUGGGGAUGGUUUUGUCUUUCACCUGUUCUUUCCCUCUUACGUCUGAUAACUAAAAUAAAGAUUUAAAAAGUCACUUGAUUCUCUGCCAACUCUGCCAUGUACUUAAAAGGAAGAUACAAGAAAUGUAUCUUUGGAAAACCAAUGCUGUGCUAUAUCUGUAGAACAUUAAUUCAUGUUGAAAUACAUCAAGCAUUGCUACAAUUCUGUAUAUACCACACAGGCUUUGUCUAUACUACAGAGAUUUUUUUCGGAAAAAUGGCCGUUUUUCAAAAAAAACUUGUGGAGCAUCCACAGCUCAAGCGCAUUUUUGGGCAAAAAAAUUGAAAGAAUGGAGGGGUUUUUGCACAAUUGGUAUUCCUCUUUCCAUGAGGAAGAAGCUUUUUUGCAAAAGAGUUCUUUUUGCGCAAAAAGAGGAAAAUGCACAAGUACCCUGGUGGCCAUUCUAUGCAUACCAGUCAGUGCUUACUUUUGAGAGAGCAUUCAUGCAGUCUGAACGCUCUCUUUCGCAAAAGUGCAUUGCUUUUUUAAUGCGCUUUUGCAGUGUGGAUGUGCUCUUGUGCAAGAAGUUUUUGUGGAAUAUUUCUUCUGAUAAAAGCUUCUUGCGCAAGAAGCCUGCAGUCUAGAUGUAACCACUGUAGCAAAGUCCAUUCCAGACUGAAGUUCCAACAAAUAGGUUCAUGGUUUCACUGGUUUUGUUUUAUUAUUAUGUAAGUUAUCAUGCCAGUGUUUUGACAUACCUUAUGAUUAGGGCCCUACCAAAUUCAUGGUCCAUUUUGGUCAAUUUCACAGUUGUAGGAUUUUAAACAUAAUAAAUAUCAUGUGUUCAGCUAUUUUAAUCUGAAAUUUCAGUGUGUGGCACAUGUAGGGAUUUUGACCAUAAGGAGUUGUGGAUGUGUUGCAAGGUUAUUGUAGGGUGGGAGAGUUGUGGAACAUCUACCCUUACCUCUGUGUAGCUGCUGGCAGAAACAUUGCUUUCAGAGCUGGACAGCUGUAGAGCGGUGGCUGCUGGCUAGGAUCCAAACUCUGAAGGCAAAGCCAUUGCUGGCAGCACAGAAAUAAGAAUGAGGUGGGAUGGAAUCACCAACUUUACUUCUGUGCUGCUGCCAACAACAUCUUCGGAACUGGGUACCUGAACGACCACAACCACUCUCCAGCCAUUCAGCUCUGAAGGCAGCACCAGAAGUAAGGGUGGCAAUUCUGCAAACGCCCCCUAAAUAACCUUCUAAUCCCCUUGCAAUUGAUCCCCCUGCAACUCUCUUUUGUAUCAGGACCCCCAAUUUGAGAAACACUGCUUCUUUUCUGUGAAAUCUGCAUAUUAUAGAAUAAAAGCACACAAAAGACUA